UGUGGCAUUUUGUUGGCGCUGGCGUUGGCAUUGGCGUUGGUAUUCCGUUUUCAGAAUCCAUCUCGCCAAGGCGCCUCACUUCUUUCCCCCGUUCAUUCAGUCCAUUCCAUCACUCUAUCACCUAGCAUACAGUACCUACCUAGGUAUGUACAGAAUGCUGACAGCCUUGGCGACCUCGUUAUGGUAACUUAUCUUGUAGCCCUGCAUCACGAAACCGUCACGAUCAAAUUUCUUGCGUAGCCAUGGCCUACGACAGUAUCUUGAUGAACUAGCUGGCUACGUAUUGUCGCUAGUCAUGAAUUAGAAUCAUAUGCCUUCUUCCUGAGCAUCAAGAGCGUAAACGAGCACUCUUUCUUGAGUUUAUCUACGCCCACAUGCCAUAUAAAAUGGCACAUCACCAACAGAGACUCGUUGUCUUAGCCGUCUGCAUUCUUAGUUCAAGUACGGCCUUCAUCUGGUCCCGAUAUUAUAAAAGCGCAGCAUUCGAACGACCAUUCCAUUUUUCCAUCUUGACUCUUCUCUUCUCCGGUCUCACCCUGUUCUUCUACGCAAAGUAUAUACUUCGAUCCGAACCGGGUUAUGCGCCGUUGUCCAACGGCACUGGGAAUACAUCAGCCAAAUCCUUUUUCGUUGAUAUACUGAGAUAUCCACUUCGACUUCGAUCACAAUAUCCAUCCUUUGCUCUGCUGCUAUUAUGUGUGGUCGCCCGUACCAUUUUAUAUUGGAGAACUAUUCGCACCAUCCACUGCUCAUGGGAUGGACUUCAGGCCUUUCUUCCUUUCCUCCUUAUCGUCUACGAUAUCGCCGAGCUACGACCCAUCAAUUUACCGAGACAUGAACACGAUACCCAUGGCCGAACUACAAGCUCUUCAUCUACCCUCGUGAAAUAUGGUCUAAUUGCGCUAUUCUGGGGCUUAGCAGCAACUGACACUCUCCUACUAUCUGAGCGUACCACCGGCGCCAUUUGUCCUGCCGCAACCUAUAUCGAGCGCCUAAUACCUCUCGCCCAGUUACUCAUGCUAGCUCUCGAUGGCGUCUUCAUAUCGCAAGUUGGGAAGCUUAGGCAGGCAAACGAAGGGCAGGCAAAUACGUGGCAUUUCUUAGGCACGCUAUUUCUAACCUCAGCAGGCGUGCUGACUUUCUUCGCUGUCUGGUCAUCUAUUGACCGAGCUAACUUCCAAUGGAACGUCUUCCUCUCCUGGCUUGCCACCGGUGAUCUAAUUGUCGAUAGUAUCGUUGUGACGAUAGGCAUAACCUCUACUAUAUAUCUCCUCGGGUAUUUCCAUCCCUUGUUUGUGAGCUUACUACUCACGGCGACAAGUAUCUUCGUCUACUUGCAGUGGAGAAUCAUGGACGGAACUAUGAUCAGGGUUUGGUCCAAUUGGUGGGGUCUUAUCACUGGUGUCUGGUUGUUUGUAGGGGCUGGCCUUCUUUUACACUUCGGUAAGACAGCCAAUUUUCAACUUCACACUUCCAGCGAAGGCGCCAUCUCGAGGAAUCGAUACGGAUUUUGCGCUCUGGUUACCUUCCUUCUCGUCUUCGCCCAGACAAUUUUCGUGAGCUCUGGUGGGUUUAGACCUACCCCUACCCCGAUCAUUGCCAAUGCCAGAAGCGAGUCGGAUGCCUGGAUAGCUGGAGCCGGGAAGAGUAAAUCGCUCCAGGAAGCCGUCUCGGAGUACCGAAAGCGCUACGGGAUACCACCGCCUCCCAACUUCGACAAAUGGUACCACUUCGCAGCCUCGGUCAAAUCCCCAAUCAUCGAUACAUUCGACCAGAUCCACGCAGAUCUCCUUCCGUAUUGGGGUACCUUGCCGUCUGUUCUACGUCAGAGGACGACUCAUUUACUCGAACACCCAUCGCUCUCCAUGGGUGGUAUCAUCCUCGAAGGUGGCAAGGCUGACGUUUCCCCACAUAUCCUCGGCACUCAUAGAUGGAUGAUGGAUGUUACGAAAGAUAUGCUCGAACCCUUUGCCCAGUGGCUUCCUGACAUGCAGCUUGCGUUCAACCUCGAUGAUGAAUGUCGUAUUUCAAUCCCGCUCGACCGUAUGAAAGCCUACACAGAAGAAGGGCUCAAAGCCAGAGCGAGGUUAGGUGAAAAGCAGGAGUUAUCACACUUUAGCGACACCCAAGAGCCGCCGUGGGUGAAAGGCUACUUAAAUUCGGACGAGAAAAUUUGGGACGAGAAAUCACCAUGGUUCUUAGACAGGUCCAAGCGUCAGAUCUUCUAUGAGUGGAUCUCGCCAACAUGCCCAGCCGAAUCACCAGUGAAUAAGUACCGCUGGUGGAACAAGAAGGCAGAGUGUCUAGGUUGUUCAGCUCCGCAUAUGACACAUGGAUUUGUGUCCAACUGGACACUGUCUGGCGACUUAUGCCACCAGCCUGACCUUGCGUAUCUACAUGGUGUCCUAUUAUCGCCAUCUGCCAUGGCUCCUUCCCAUACGCUGUUUCCCGUCUUCAGCCAGAGUCGAUUAUACAACUUCGCCGAUAUACUGUAUCCAAGUCCAUGGAACUUUGGAGAGAAGGUGGAGAUCGAAAACAAUAAGAGUAUACCAUGGGACCAAAAAUUAAAUAGCGUCUAUUGGCGUGGCGCUUCUUCGGAUGGUUAUGCUGUCCACGGUGCCUGGCAGACCUUCUUACGAGCCAGGUUUGUCAAUAUGGCAGCUAAAGCCAAGUUGUCUAUCAGGGCAAAGUCCCUCUUCAACCUUGUGCAUUAUCGAAGAGAUAUCAUUUCCCCAUUACUGUCCGCCUCAACACCAUCUCCUUCCGCACAACCAACGGCACCAACAGAAGAUCACAUUGUCGUCAAUGCCUCAUUCGUUGGCAAGUUCGACCGUUGCGACGACCGCGACUGCACGGCCGAGCACGUCACCUUCUAUGGCUCACCCACUGCCGAACCACCCCCUUCGCUCGAUUUCCAAGAGCAUUGGCAUCAUCGCCAUCUCAUUGACCUCGACGGUGCCGCCUUCAGUGGCCGCUUCAUACCGUUCCUCAAGUCUGGGUCUCUACCGUACCGCGCUGCCCUCUUCCGCACGUGGUGGGAAGAGCGUGUCCACGCGUGGAGACACUUUGUACCAUUAGACGUGCGACUCAGUGACCUUUGGGACGCCGUGAACUACUUAGGCGGACCGGGUCUAUCCGAGGCAGACGAGAUUGCACAGGCUGGUCGUGACUGGGCACUCCAGUCACUUCGGAAAGAAGACAUGCAGGUCUACAUGUUUCGUCUACUACUUGAAUGGGGACGUCUCGUGGAUGAUCACAGGGAGGAUCUUGGCUUCGCUCUCUAAGGAGGGUUGAAAUAAAGAACCAAAAAGGUUAGGGUUUCUAGUUACAUGCAUACUAGUUACUGUAUAUACAUACACGGAUGGGCACGCUCUUCUCACUGCCUGCUUUUUGCUCGAAUGGAUGAUUUUUACGUUUUGAUACCACCCGCGGAGGAGCGGGACGGCGGCCGGGUUAUCGCAGUAUGCGUACAUGCCCAGUGGGUACCUAGGUAGGUACAUAUACGUAUCUACACGCAAACGAAUGAUACCACACGAUGAAUAAAAUAGAUUUGAAUUUUGA
Molecule: messenger RNA, 3561 nt
Organism: Annulohypoxylon maeteangense
Lineage: Eukaryota; Fungi; Ascomycota; Sordariomycetes; Xylariales; Hypoxylaceae
Product: glycosyltransferase family 90 protein
Exons: 4
Coding region: 375-3284 (969 amino acids)
Source: RefSeq, a predicted model, not a curated record